Suhomyces tanzawaensis NRRL Y-17324 is the source of this 1347-nucleotide messenger RNA. It is a transcript of the gene ERG9, whose product is annotated as bifunctional farnesyl-diphosphate farnesyltransferase/squalene synthase. Lineage: Eukaryota; Fungi; Ascomycota; Pichiomycetes; Serinales; Debaryomycetaceae. Gene Ontology annotation, biological process: ergosterol biosynthetic process; farnesyl diphosphate metabolic process. Gene Ontology annotation, molecular function: squalene synthase [NAD(P)H] activity. Bases 1 to 1347 code for a protein of 448 amino acids. The record is from RefSeq and is a predicted model, not a curated record. Gene Ontology annotation, cellular component: endoplasmic reticulum membrane. The transcript has a single exon.
AUGUCGUCCAAAGUCAUCCAAUUGCUCACACACCCUGGCGAGAUCUCCGACGUAAUCCGUUUGUUAUACUUCAGAAAGUCGUUGCACCCCAGAAAUGCCGCCAAAGAGGCCCCCAGCUUGAGAAGAUGUUAUCAAUUGUUGAAAUUGACCUCCAGGUCGUUCUGUGCCGUGAUCAUGGAGUUGAACCCCGAGUUGAGAAACGUCAUCAUGUUGUUCUACUUGGUGUUGCGGGCAUUGGACACCAUCGAAGACGAUAUGACCAUUGAUCCAGCGGUUAAGGUCCCUUUGCUUCGCGACUUCGACUCCAAGUUGGAGUCCAAGGAUUGGACUUUCAACGGUAACGGGCCCAACGAGAAGGACAGAGCCGUGUUGGUCGAGUUCGACGUCAUUUUGACCGAGUACCACAAGUUGAAACCACACUACAAGGCCAUCAUCAAGGACAUAACGAACAAAAUGGGCAACGGUAUGGCCGACUACAUCUUGGACGAGAACUUCAACCUCAGUGGAGUGCAGACUGUCAAGGACUUUGACUUGUACUGUCACUACGUCGCAGGCUUGGUGGGUGAAGGAUUGACCAAGUUCCUUGUGGAUGCCGAUUUCGCCGACAAGACCGUUACCGAGGACGACUUCAGAAGAUCCGAAUCCAUGGGCUUGUUCUUGCAAAAGACCAAUAUUAUCAGAGACUACCACGAGGACUUGGAGGACGGACGUUCGUUCUGGCCCAAGGAAAUCUGGUCUAAGUACACCGACUCGUUACCUUCAUUCCACAAGGACACAUCAGCGGAAUCCGAGUUCCAAGGCUUGAGUUGCAUCAACGAAUUGGUGUUGAACUCGCUUGGACACGUCAAGGACGUGUUGGAGUAUUUGUCGUUGGUCAACGACCCAUCGUCGUUCAACUUCUGUGCCAUUCCCCAGGUCAUGGCUAUUGCCACCUUGGCACUCGUCUACAACAACCCCAAAGUCUUGCAUGGAAACGUCAAGUUGAGAAAGGGGACGACCUGCUCGUUGAUCUUGGAAAGCAGAACCUUCCCAGGUGUGGUCAACAUCUUCUUGAGAUACAUCAAAGAAAUCAACCACAAGUCCUCGGUUAAGGACCCCAACUACUUGAAGAUUGGUAUCAAGUGCUCGGAAAUCGUCCAGGUCUGCCAGACCAUGUUCCCCACCCCUCUCCCCAACGGGGAGCCCAGACCCAAGAAGGCCAUCAACCGGGUCAUCGAUGCCAGAAGUCACAUCGACGCUGCCAUGCAGAAGAGAAUCGAUGCAGAGAUCUCCAGCUUCAGAUUUACCGUCUACGGUACGGUGGCACUCAUCUUGAGUGUUCUUGUAUACUACGUUUGGGUUAUUUAG